AUGUCGCACCGGUCGACGCCAACUUCAAGCGUGGAGGCCAACGGCUACGCGUCUCCGUCUGCCUACUCUCACUCACACUCAUACUCCCACUCACACUCAUCGACACCCGUGCCCGGGACACCCACGACUCCGAUUGCAGGAGGAAGUGGUGCAAAGCCAAGUGGUGGUAGUGGACAACAGGCUGCAAAGCCGAAGCCGACGAAUGUGUUUUCUAACGAUGGUUCUUUUUUGGAGAGGUUUCAGCGUAUACAGAAGGAUGAAGAAGAGAAGAAGAAGCAGGAUGAGACGUUGGCGAAGAAACGCAACUUUGACGAUCGAUUUAAAAAGAGGGGCAAGCGUCCACCUCCCGAUUCUUCCGACUCAUCGAAAGCUCCAGCCGAUCCUCCAGCGAAGAAAGCUAAGACCGAAACGCCCAUGAGUCAAUACGAGAAGGAAGUCAAGAGCUACGCCGGACGAAGUCUCAAGGACGACGGCAUCGGUGUACGUCCCCUCGUGAAAUAAAUAAAUAAGCACACCGCGAAAUCGUUCUUUCGUUCGUUUAUUGAUCCAAAUAUUGUCGUGUCUCGAGCAUUCUGGUGAGUCUCCUCGCUAUUCACAUCUCGUUCGACGGCCAGGGUGGCGCCUUCCCUGAUAUUUCGUGAGCUAACGGGCUUAGAUCGUCUUAAAACGCAUCCAUUGCAGCUUUUCUUGGACAAUUGCAGCUUUAUUGAACUUCAUAUUUCUUGUCGGUGCCAACACCGCUGCUAGGGUUGGUGCAUGUAUGAUCCGGGACUACUUACUGCUUACCGCAGA
Stereum hirsutum FP-91666 SS1 is the source of this 792-nucleotide messenger RNA. RefSeq lists its product as uncharacterized. The record is from RefSeq and is a predicted model, not a curated record. NCBI's taxonomy places the organism in Eukaryota, Fungi, Basidiomycota, Agaricomycetes, Russulales, Stereaceae. The transcript is spliced from 5 exons. The coding region runs from base 1 to 501 and encodes 166 amino acids.